Molecule: messenger RNA, 723 nt
Organism: Strongylus vulgaris
Lineage: Eukaryota; Metazoa; Nematoda; Chromadorea; Rhabditida; Strongylidae
Source: the annotation of a GenBank genome assembly
AUGGAGGACGAUGUCUUUUUGCGCUGCAUUGAGUCGAAUAUGCUUUCAGAUCUUACUCUACAAGGGAUUGGAGCGAUUUCCAAAGUAUAUAUGCAUAAGCCUACAACAGAUGAUAAGAAGCGGGUUGUGAUCACUCCGGAGGGAGGUUUCAAAGCCAUUUCUGAGUGGCUUCUUGAAACUGACGGUACUGCUCUUUUGAGGGUGUUAUCGGAGCAGCACAUUGAUCCCGUGCGAACUACGUCGAACGACAUCUGUGAAAUUUUUGAGGUGCUGCCACUUAUUUUGCAUCUCUUAUCAUUCCUUUCAUUUGAGCCAGUAUUGGGCAUUGAAGCUGUUCGCAAGGCAAUCGAACGUGAAAUGAAUAAUGUCAUUUCCUUCGAUGGAUCUUAUGUUAACUACCGGCAUUUAGCUCUUCUUUGUGAUGUUAUGACAGCAAAGGGUAUGGCUUGUCUGCAUACUGUGACGCUGUUUUUGAUCGUUGACGCUGUUUCAGGCCAUCUCAUGGCUAUCACACGUCAUGGAAUUAACAGGCAAGAAGUCGGAGCUCUUAUGCGUUGCUCUUUCGAGGAAACCGUUGAUAUUCUUAUGGAGGCAGCUGUGCAUGCUGAAGUGGAUCCCGUUAAAGGGGUGUCUGAAAACAUCAUGCUGGGACAGCUGGCAAAAGCUGGAACUGGUGCUUUCGAUCUUGUUUUGGACGCAGAGAAGUGCAAAUACGGUAUUGAG